Molecule: messenger RNA, 561 nt
Organism: Selaginella moellendorffii
Lineage: Eukaryota; Viridiplantae; Streptophyta; Lycopodiopsida; Selaginellales; Selaginellaceae
Product: cyanovirin-N homolog
Exons: 2
Coding region: 33-476 (147 amino acids)
Source: RefSeq, a predicted model, not a curated record
UAUUAUCCGAGGCGAUCUCGCCUUCUGGUAUCAUGGCUUCCUCUUCCUCUCCUCUUGGCAAUUCUAUGCUCCUCUUGUUUCUGCUUGUGGCAGCACUGACUGCUUCUACGUCCAAGGCUUGUGAAGGUUUUGCAGGCAGCUGCAAAGACAUUUUUGUCAAGGGGCCAGUGCUCGAAGCCGAAUGCAUGAACAACAGGGGAUGGAAGUUCUAUUCAGCCGUUGAUAUCUCCAAGUGCAUCACUUAUGGCGAGGAUGGGAAGCUCAAAUGCGGGGAGAGGUUCACAUACGGGCUCGAGAACUGCCGGGGGAUUGAGUAUCUCACGUCGGGCACCAUGAUGGAGGGCGAGUGCAAGAACACCGAUGGCGAGUAUGUGGCAAGCACUCUGGAUCUCAACGAUUGCAUUGGCAACAUCAAUGGAUUCCUGCGAUGCGCUUCACUCAGUGACGAAUGUGUCAAUCGUCACAAGGACGAGUGAGUGACGCCUUUGGAUCAUAUGGAAUAAAGGCAAUGUGGAUCUUCUAUAGUCACCAUGCUAGCAUAAACAAGUUCCAUCCGUGAAA